This is a messenger RNA of Odobenus rosmarus divergens (Pacific walrus), 2334 nucleotides long. It is a transcript of the gene PSD2, whose product is annotated as pleckstrin and Sec7 domain containing 2. Gene Ontology annotation, molecular function: phospholipid binding; protein binding; guanyl-nucleotide exchange factor activity. The record is from RefSeq and is a predicted model, not a curated record. The transcript is spliced from 14 exons. Gene Ontology annotation, biological process: regulation of ARF protein signal transduction. Lineage: Eukaryota; Metazoa; Chordata; Mammalia; Carnivora; Odobenidae. The coding region runs from base 1 to 2334 and encodes 777 amino acids.
AUGAAUGAGGAGAAGCUUCCAUCUGUACUACCUGGGGAAGGUGGUGCUGCCUGGGACCCCAGCUUGGAGCCUGAGGAAGAACCUGGGGUCCAGAAUGGAAUGGCACACAGUCAGGACCUGAACAGUAGCUACAACAGCCCAGGGCAUGAGAUGAGGGGCACUCUGGUGGACACUGAGGAGUCCACACAGGGCCCGGACAUGGCCCUCCAUGGCCUCAGCCUUGGCCUUUCCUUCACCAAUGGCCUAGUCCUGGGGCCAGACUCAAAUAUUCUAGAAGAUUCUGCAGAGUCCAGGCCCUGGAGGGCUGGUGGGCUGGCAGAGGGGGACAAUGCUUCCAAGAAUCUCUGUCUGGACACUGAGGACCUUCAGCUGGGGCUGGGCAGCCGCGGAGAGCCGGAUGUGCGGGACGGCUUCAGUGCCACGUUUGAGAAGAUUGUGGAGUCAGAGCUGCUGCGGGGCACCCAGUACUGCAGCCUUGACUCCCUGGACGUGCUGAGCCUCACGGACGAGAGUGACAGCUGCGUCAGCUUCGAGGCCCCCCUGACACCCCUCAUCCAGCAGCGGGCCCGUGAUAGCCCUGAGCCGGGGGCUGGCUUGGGCACUGGGGACAUGGGGUCUGAGGGGGACAUGGGAGCGGCUGGUGGGGGGGGGGCGCUGGGCAGCCCCCUGCGGUGCUCCAUCUCCAGCAGCCGAUCAGAGAACGUCCUGAGCCGCCUGUCUCUCACGGCCGUGCCCAAUGGCUUCCAUGAAGAGGGACCCCAGGGCCCAGGUGGGGGUGAGGAGGACGAGGAGGAGGAAGAGGAGGACACAGACAGGUUGCUGAAGUCAGCCAGCGACCCCAGGCUAAAGGAUGGCUUUUCAGACUCGGACUCGGAGCUGAGCAGCUCGGAGGGGCUGGAGCCUGGCAGCACGGACGCACUGGCCAACGGGUGCCAGGGGGUCAGUGAGGCCGCUCGCCGGCUGGCCCGCCGCCUCUACCACCUCGAGGGCUUUCAGCGCUGUGACGUCGCCCGGCAGCUAGGCAAGAACAAUGAGUUCAGCAGGCUGGUGGCCGGGGAGUAUCUCAGCUUCUUCGACUUCUCGGGCCUGACUCUGGACCGAGCGCUCAGAACCUUCCUGAAGGCCUUCCCGCUGAUGGGGGAGACGCAGGAGCGUGAGCGGGUCCUGACGCACUUCUCCCGCCGAUACUGUCAGUGCAACCCGGAGGACAGCACCUCGGAAGAUGGGAUCCACACACUCACCUGUGCUCUGAUGCUGCUCAACACGGACCUGCACGGACAUAACAUUGGCAAAAAGAUGUCCUGCCAGCAGUUCAUUGCCAACUUGGACCAGCUGAAUGAUGGCCAAGACUUUGCCAAAGACCUGCUGAAGACCCUUUACAACUCCAUCAAGAAUGAAAAGCUGGAAUGGGCCAUUGAUGAGGACGAGCUGAGGAAAUCACUCUCUGAGCUGGUGGAUGACAAGUUUGGGACAGGCACCAAGAAAGUGACACGGAUCCUGGAUGGUGGCAACCCCUUCCUGGAUGUCCCGCAGGCUCUCAGUGCCACCACCUACAAGCAUGGUGUGCUGACUCGGAAGACUCACGCCGACAUGGAUGGCAAGAGGACACCCCGUGGGAGGCGUGGCUGGAAGAAAUUCUACGCGGUGCUCAAAGGGACCAUCUUGUACCUACAGAAGGACGAGUACAGGCCCGACAAAGCUCUGUCUGAGGGCGACCUGAAGAACGCUAUUCGCGUGCACCAUGCUCUGGCCACCAGGGCCUCUGACUACAGCAAGAAGUCCAACGUGCUCAAGCUGAAGACGGCUGACUGGAGGGUCUUCCUCUUCCAGGCACCGAGCAAGGAAGAAAUGCUGUCGUGGAUCCUUAGGAUCAACCUGGUGGCCGCCAUCUUCUCAGCCCCCUCCUUCCCUGCUGCUGUCAGCUCCAUGAAGAAGUUCUGUCGGCCCCUGCUGCCCUCCUGCACCACUCGCCUCUGCCAGGAGGAGCAGCUGCGUUCUCAUGAGAAUAAGUUGAGGCAGGUGACUGCGGAGCUGGCUGAGCACAGGUGUCACCCCAUUGAGAAGGGCGUCAAGUCCAAGGAGGCUGAGGAGAACCGGCUGAAGGAGCACUAUCUCACUUUUGAGAAAAGCCGAUAUGAGACCUAUAUCCACCUCCUGGCUGUGAAAAUCAAAGUGGGCUCCGAUGACCUGGAGCGGAUUGAGGCCCGGCUGGCCACUCUGGAAGGGGAGGAUCCUUCUCUCCGCAAGACACACUCAAGCCCCGCCCUCAGUCAGGGCCCCGGAACUGUGACUGGCAGCAAAGCCAGGAAGGGUACCACCGGGCCUGAUACUUAG